Molecule: messenger RNA, 681 nt
Organism: Emiliania huxleyi CCMP1516
Lineage: Eukaryota; Haptophyta; Isochrysidales; Noelaerhabdaceae
Exons: 5
Coding region: 1-681 (226 amino acids)
Biological process (GO): rRNA processing
Cellular component (GO): nucleolus; small-subunit processome
Source: RefSeq, a predicted model, not a curated record
AUGUCCUCGCUCCGCCAUGUCGUAAAGUCGCGCCCGUACCGCGAGCGGUCCCAGCCUGCUGCGCGCGCCAAGCUCGGGCUGCUAGAGAAGCACAAGGACUAUGUGCUCCGCGCGAGGGACUUCCACAAGAAGCAGGCGUGCGCUGAUACCAUCCACCGCAUGCGCGACAAGGCGGCGGCCAAGAACCCGGACGAGUUUUACUUUGGCAUGAACCGCAGCCAGAUGACGGGCGGCGUGCACAAGAAGGCAAAGGAGGCUGGGCCGUCUGGGGAUGAGCUCAAGGCCUUCCGUAAGGACGACGCCACCUACAAAGUGGCGAAGCUCCGCGCCAAUCUGCACGGCGUGUCGCAGCAGCAGCCGCCUCAAAACAAGCGGACCGUUUUCGGAAAGCACCAGUCCAAGCCGGCAAAGCAGCUCGCGGCGCGCUACUCGGAGCUGCACCAGCGCGAAGAGCGGGAGCGGAAGCUGGCGCAGUGUGUGCAGCGGCUGGCGACGGAGCGCGCGCUGCUUGGCAAGGGGCGGCGCAAGAAGCUGCAGAGCAAGAGCGGGCAGCCGAGGCAGUUCAAGUGGCGACAGGAGCGGAAACGACCCACGGCAGCGAGCGAUUGGGACUUUUGCCUGCAGCCCCGUAACUCGGCCUACUGGCCGCCGGGACACACCAGGCCGACACACAGCGCCUAA